This is a messenger RNA of Chenopodium quinoa (quinoa), 1161 nucleotides long. RefSeq names its product probable tyrosine-protein phosphatase At1g05000. Gene Ontology annotation, molecular function: phosphatase activity. Gene Ontology annotation, biological process: protein dephosphorylation. The transcript is spliced from 6 exons. The record is from RefSeq and is a predicted model, not a curated record. NCBI's taxonomy places the organism in Eukaryota, Viridiplantae, Streptophyta, Magnoliopsida, Caryophyllales, Amaranthaceae. The coding region runs from base 143 to 847 and encodes 234 amino acids. Gene Ontology annotation, cellular component: cytoplasm.
UUCCACCUUAAACAACAAUAUUGUUAGAUAUUCAAACUUUUCUUUUCACUCAUCAUCACUCUCAUCUUCCAAAAUUCUUAUUAAUAUUUCUACAAGAAAUUAUCACAAUUAUAAUAUAUUAUACAAGUACUUGCUAAGCUAUAUGGAGGCUGUUCAAAGUUUCAACUCAAUGGAAUGCUUUCAAUUCAGAAUGAGCGUAAUAUUGUGGGAAAAGCAGCAGAAAAAGGAGAAGAAAAAGAAGGUUGAAGAUGGCGGCAAAAAUGGAGGAGAGAUAAUAGAAGAUGAUGAUGUUCUAAUUCCUCCUGCCAAUUUUUCAAUGGUGGAAGAUGGGCUUUACAGAUCUGGGUUUCCAGAACCUUCAAAUUUCGGCUUCCUCGAAACCCUAAGUCUCAAGUCUAUCAUAUAUUUGUGUACCGAGCCAUACCCAGAAGAGCAUUUGAAGUUUCUUGAAUCACAUAAUAUUCGAUUGUAUCAAUUUGGAAUUGAGGGAACUAAGGAGACUAUCCCUGAGGAUGUCAUCUAUGAGGCUCUUAGGAUUUUGAUAGAUGUAAGAAAUUAUCCAAUUCUGAUUCAUUGCAAACGUGGAAAGCAUCGCACUGGUUGCCUCGUUGGCUGUCUUAGGAAAUUGCAGAACUGGUGUUUGUCCUCAGUGUUUGAGGAAUACCAACGCUUUGCAGGUGCCAAAGCCAGGACAAAUGACAUGAGGUUUAUGGAGAAAUAUGAUGUUUUGCGCAUUAGACAGUCCCUUUACAGCCUCAUCUACCAAUAUCAUGGCUAUGGCUCUAAUAAAAGGCGUUUGCUGGACCGAGAAGACAACAUGCCGACAGCCCGGAUCAACGUUAGCUAAGCCAGAGUGCAGGUUUCUGGCAAAACUUUUGCUUGCCAAAACUUUCAGCUUGCUGCCUUUUUUCUCUUAUUCUUUUAUACUCUAAAUGGGAAAGUUUUGUUUUAGUCAUCCUUUGGCCUACAUUGUUCUUUAGUUACUUUGGAACAAGCGUGGAAAUAUUAAUUUUUUUUUUUUUCAUCUUUUCCGUUAAUUAUUUUGGAACCAAUCCUCAUACGAAUCUAGGGAAAGAGAGAAAGAAUGUCAUUUUACAUUUUUAAAAAGAAAUUUGAUGUAUAUCGAUUUAUCAAGGAAAGAAAAGAAAAUUUUCCCAUCUA